Molecule: messenger RNA, 423 nt
Organism: Ostertagia ostertagi
Lineage: Eukaryota; Metazoa; Nematoda; Chromadorea; Rhabditida; Trichostrongylidae
Source: the annotation of a GenBank genome assembly
AUGGCUGAGAUCAUCACAAAUGGUCCUGUCCAAGCAACUUUCCUGGUGCAUGAGGACUUUUUCAUGUACGCCGGUGGCGUCUAUCAACACACAGAACUUGCUGCUCAGAAAGGUUCCGGCUUCACUGGACAGGGAUAUCACUCUGUUCGCGUACUCGGAUGCUUUGCUGUUCCACAAGUUAUUCUCGCACUUCUGCUGUCUUCAGAUGGGGAGUGGACCAUUCAACAGGACGUGCGAAUUCCCUAUUGGCUGGCAGCCAAUUCGUGGGGACGACAAUGGGGUGAAGACGGUCUGUUCCGCAUUCUCAGAGGCGAAAAUCAUUGUGAAAUCGAGAGUUUCGUCAUAGGCGCGUGGGGCAAAGGCUCGAAACGACGACGGCGUUUCAAGCUACGCAAGAUGCGUCGACGAUUCCGCAAAUUGUAG